Messenger RNA from Trichomonas vaginalis G3, 2538 nucleotides. Its product is annotated as leucine-rich repeats (6 copies)-containing protein. The transcript has a single exon. Lineage: Eukaryota; Parabasalia; Trichomonadida; Trichomonadidae. Bases 1 to 2538 code for a protein of 845 amino acids. The record is from RefSeq and is a predicted model, not a curated record.
AUGGGAAAAGGCUGUCGAGCUUCGACUAUCAGUGGCUGGGAUUAUAUAAUUUACAUGGAAUAUGUUUUUGUUUCUAAAUAUGUUAAAACAAUUGAAACCAAAGCAUUUUAUUCGGAUUUAAAAUUAAAUACUAUUGAAUUUGAAGAAGGAAGUGAACUUAUAUCGAUUGGAAAUUUAGCAUUUUAUUGCGCAAAUAUUGUUAACUUCAGCUUUCCUUCGAAAUGUGUAAAUAUAUCAUCAUACAUUUUCAAUCAAGUUGGCAGUUUGACAAGAGUUUAUAUUCCUGCUUCUUUAGUUGAAAUAGAUAUUGAUGCAUUUACAGGUGCAUCAAAUAUAGAAUUGAUAGAAAUUGAUCCAGAGAAUCCAGUAUAUGAAGUUAUAUAUCCAGCAACGCUUAUGUCGAAGAAUGGAAAGAAAAUCGUAUACAUGUCAUCAUCAACAACAUCAUUCACUAUACCUUAUUCUCUCUCCAGUUUUGGGAAGACUAUUUUUCAAUCAUGCACUCAACUGACGAGGAUUAAUGUUGAAGCAUCGAAUCCAAAAUAUGGCUGUGAUGGCGGUAUUGUCUACACUAAAGGAUUCGUAACUGCAAUUGCAUGUAUUGGAGGCAUUACUUCUGUUACUCUGAAUCCUAAUUGUAUUGCGAUUGGAGAAUAUUGUUUCAACAACUGUACAAAACUUACAAAUGUUAAAUUAAACGAAGGAUUACAAUAUAUCGGAUCUUUUGCCUUCUAUACAACUGCAUUCACAUCAAUCAAUAUUCCAUCAUCUGUAACAACUCUUUUGUAUUACUGUUUUUAUGCUUCCAAAUUACAAAAUAUUGAAUUCUUUGGAGAGGGUCCCACUACAAUAUACGGUGAAUGUUUUUCAGAAAGUCUUAUUACAAAAGUUCGUUUUGGAAAAAAUUUACAGUCACUUGAUUAUGUAGGGUUCUAUCAUUGUAAUUCACUUGAAUCUGUUACAUUUCAUCCUGAUUGUUCUGUAAGUUUUUUACGGAGUCAAAUAUUUCAAUAUUGUCCUAAAUUAAACAAUUUUGUACUCCCAAAAUCAGUUGAAAAAAUAACAGAUAGAUGUUUUUCCGGAACAAAAUCUUUAACAAACUUUGCAAUAGCAGAAGGGUCAAAGCUGAAUUAUAUUGAUGAGCUAGCAUUUGAAAACUCUGCAAUAGAAUCAAUUUCACUUCCAUCAUCAAUAAAAACUAUUCAGGUGAAUGCAUUUAGCGGUUGUUCUCAGUUAAAGUCAGUUAAAUUUUCAAAAUUUAUUGAUUUGAAAGUGUUUGGAGGAGGAAUUUUCAAGUCUUGUACAUCAUUGCCUACAAUCGAGAUUCCUGCAUCUGUGACAACAUUCGAUCCAUCAUCCGUUGGUUACUGCUCAUCUCUGACGUCGAUAAACGUCUCAACUGAUAACAAGAACUAUGUUAGCAAAGAUGGCAUCGUCUACACGAUAAACAAAGAGAAGCUUGUCUGCUGCCCUGGUGGAAAAACGUCAGCUUUCAUAUACAAAAACAUAAUCAUCAUCGGUUCUAACGCAUUCUGGGGAUGCUCUAAGUUGAAUAAUCUUACAUUCGAGGAUGGAUGCAAACUUAGGAUUAUCGAAGAAGGAACAUUCUACUCGUGCACAUCUCUAUACCGCGUCGACCUUCCCACGUCUCUUGAGACAGUCAAGCAGAGUGCUUUUGCAGGAUGCACUAAGCUCGCAAUCAUCACUUUCCCUGACUUCGCUUUGGUAGAUUUGGACUAUGAGUCUAUCUUCGCUGACUGCACAUCGCUGACUACUUUCUCUUUCGGAAGAUUCUGCGCUCUAAACGCACUGGGAGAAAAAAUAUUCUCAAACUGCGAAAAUCUGUCGACGAUCAACAUACCUGCAAACUGCACUACGAUAAGAGCGAACGCGUUUUUGAACUGCGUCUCUCUGACAAAUAUAUCUGUUGAGGCUAACUCGAAAAUGUCUACUAUCAGUGAGACAGUAUUUGCAGGAUGCACAUCACUGACGAAUUACACUGUCCCUGACUCUUUCGUAAGUAUAACUUCUUCUUGCUUCGGAGGUGCUCCUUCUAUAACAACAGUUAACAUAAGACCUAAUCUCGCAAUCACCUCUAUUGGAAGCAACGCGUUUUCAUCUUUCAGACUGAAGUAUUUCAACAUCGGAGAUGGCACAACGAUAUCUCGAAUCGAUUCUUAUGCAUUUGCAGAUACACAGAUAGAGACUUUCUUCCUCGAGUGUGAUGUAUACUUAUCAUCUUACGCAUUCAAGAACUGCACGAAUCUUAAGUCAAUAGGAAUUCGUCGCAUCAAGAGAGAUCCCGAGUCAACAUCUAAGAAACUGAUGUCAAUCCCGUCAUCGUCUAGUCAGGAAUACUACUCAAUUCCAGAAGGUCUAUUCUCAGGAUGCGAAUCUCUCGAGAGCGUAAGAAUAAACAAGAACAUCGACUUGAUAUCUGAUUACGCCUUCAUGAACUGUUUCAAACUCUUUCACUAUUCCUCCGUCGGUUGUAUACAUCGGCGACAAGUCAUUCAUGAACUGCAGCAUGGUUACUAA